Meriones unguiculatus (Mongolian gerbil) is the source of this 2472-nucleotide messenger RNA. RefSeq names its product homeobox B9 (gene Hoxb9). Lineage: Eukaryota; Metazoa; Chordata; Mammalia; Rodentia; Muridae. Gene Ontology annotation, biological process: proximal/distal pattern formation; regulation of transcription by RNA polymerase II; embryonic skeletal system morphogenesis. Gene Ontology annotation, cellular component: nucleus. Gene Ontology annotation, molecular function: RNA polymerase II cis-regulatory region sequence-specific DNA binding; DNA-binding transcription factor activity, RNA polymerase II-specific. The transcript is spliced from 2 exons. The coding region runs from base 157 to 930 and encodes 257 amino acids. The record is from RefSeq and is a predicted model, not a curated record.
UGGGCGCGCGUGGAUGUGCCGGCGGUGUCGGGGGGUCGCGUCCGAGAGCCCCUCCACGCCGGAUCCGUGCGCCCCCGUUUCCCCCCCGGCUCGGCGAGCGCUCUCCCUUCUCGGGGCCCCCCGUGCGAGGCGAGGCGCGCGGAUAAUGUCUUGAGGAUGUCCCUUUCCGGGACGCUCAGCAGCUACUACGUCGACUCGAUCAUAAGUCACGAGAGCGAGGACGCGCCUCCCGGCAAGUUCCCGUCGGGCCAGUACUCGAACCCGCGGCCUCAGCCGCCGGGCCCCGCCGCCGCCGCCGCCGCCGAACACCUGGACUUCCCCUCGUGCAGCUUCCAGCCUAAGGCGCCGGUGUUCGGCGCCUCCUGGGCGCCGCUCAGCCCGCACGCGUCGGGGAGCCUCCCGCCCGUCUACCACCCGUACCUGCAGCCCCAGGGCGCGCCGGGGCCCGAGGGCAGGUACCUCCGCACCUGGCUGGAGCCGGCGCCGCGCCCGGAGGCCGCCCCGGGGCAGGGCCAGGCGGCGGUGAAGGCGGAGCCGCUGCUGGGCGCGCCGGGGGAGCUGCUCAAACAGGGCACGCCCGACUACAGUUUGGAAACUUCGGCGGCCCGGGAGGCCGCGCUGUCUAAUCAAAGAGCCGGCUACGGGGACAAUAAAAUUUGCGAAGGAAGCGAGGACAAAGAGAGGCCGGAUCAAACCAACCCCUCUGCCAAUUGGCUGCACGCCCGCUCUUCCCGGAAAAAGCGCUGUCCCUACACCAAAUACCAGACGCUGGAGCUGGAGAAGGAGUUUCUCUUCAAUAUGUACCUCACCAGGGACCGAAGGCACGAGGUGGCCAGACUCCUCAAUCUGAGUGAGAGACAAGUCAAAAUCUGGUUUCAGAACCGGCGGAUGAAAAUGAAGAAAAUGAAUAAGGAGCAGGGCAAAGAGUAAAGAUGACCUCCCCCCCUUCCUCCUCGCUCUUAUUAUUUAUGUGGUGGCUGCAAAGCCACUGCCUGUCUGGGUUGUAUCCAAGUGAGUGGGGAAGGGUAUCUCCUCUUUAAAGUUCCUCAUCUACACUCUCUUUUGCCUGUCCAUCUCUCUCUCUCUCUCUCUCUCUCUCUGCCCCCCAACCCUGUUAGAAGGAAGUUUUGUUAAGUUAGAAGCUAGCUGUACUUGGUUCCUAGAAAAGUGACGGGCCUCAAGGAAAGGAAACCCUAGCCAAUGCUCCUAGGAUCCCCGCUAAUAUAUUUUUUUUCCUUGAAAGCCCCAGCCCCUCUCUCUCUCAAUCCGCCCGUCCCCUCCCUGCACCUAUCCAGUCACAGCCCGGGAACCCUUUAAUUGCACCUAGCCCAACGGAUGCCCACAGACAGAGUUUGGAGCCCAGCAGGGCGGCCCUCAAAGCAGAUUCAUCCAGGUUCCGCCCCUUGAUCCGAACGCACGCUAGGAAGGUGUCCCGGGUUGUCCCGAAUGAGGCCCUGCAGCCCACGGUCUCAACACCCCAAUACUUAUCCCCAUGGAACUGCCAGGAGAGGCCUGUGGGCAGAUGGGGCCAGUCCAGUCCCCAAGAAAAAGCGGGGAGUGGUUUUUGGGAUGGUUCCUUUAGCGGAGCCUCUCCUGGGGUUUUCACUUUCCCGCAGGAAGUGUUUGAUUCUGCAUGCUUCCCUCUCCUUCCAGCUAAAGGAGGUCAGAUGGUGGGCAGUGGAACCUUGGCAAUGCCAUUCCCGGCUUCAUACUGCCCCCUUGACAGACCGUAGCUUUUCCUGCCAGCCACAGUCUUGCCUUCUUACCCAUUUCCCCCCCUAGCUCUGAAAUAAACUCUCCUUUCAGCCAAAUCCAUCUUGCACCAGCUAGUCAAGUCUCCCCUGGUAGGAAAAAAAAAAAAAAGCCCCUUCUUGCCCCCCUGCUAGGUCAACCCCAUCAUAGAGAAGGCCAGGUCAGGCCGGAGGAGUCUGAAAAUAUAUUGUGAAUCAAUUUUCCCAGCUCCAGUCCACAGAGGUGGUCAGGACAGGAGGAGCAAUGGCUUCAGCAAGCGGGGCUAGCGGGUCUCUCCCCGUUUCUGACCCACGGAGAAGAGAACCCCUUGACAUCUAGCCAGAGGGACAAAGCGAGACUCCCUUCCCCACAAAAAAAGCUCAGAGUGGGGGGCUUCACCUCCUGAAGAGCACACCGCUGUGCCCACCCCGCUGCUGAUGCCAGCACAAACAGUCCCGCGUGCAAAGGAAAGAGUCAGAAAACAUGCCUCCCUCCGCCAUCCAGCAGGGGCUCAUCCUCCGCUCCUCUCCUCCCCCCCAGCUUUUCAACCCCUUCCACUCCUGGGCCUGCUUCUCCCUCCCCUGCAAAGACGCCGUUCCAGUAGAACUUUGAGUUUUAUUUUAUUAUGAUUCCUUUUUAUUUUUAUUAUUAUUAUUAUUUUUUGCUUUGUCAGUGGCUGUGGUGAAAUUGUGCUUGUGUUUCGUGAUUUCUUUGGCAAUGAUUUUCCAGCUGUUGCUUAUA